This is a messenger RNA of Prunus persica (peach), 582 nucleotides long. RefSeq lists its product as uncharacterized. The coding region runs from base 1 to 582 and encodes 193 amino acids. The record is from RefSeq and is a predicted model, not a curated record. NCBI's taxonomy places the organism in Eukaryota, Viridiplantae, Streptophyta, Magnoliopsida, Rosales, Rosaceae. The transcript has a single exon.
AUGGCGUCUGAGAAUAGUUUUGUGCAACCAGCCAUUCCAAGGUUUGAUGGACACUAUGACCAUUGGAGUAUGCUAAUGGAGAACUUUCUUCGUUCCAAAGAGUAUUGGAACCUGGUGGAGAUUGGGAUCACUGCUGCAGCAGGGGGAUCGGAUUCCAGUGAAGCACAGAAGAAGAUUUUAGAUGAACUGAAGCUGAAGGAUUUGAAGGCCAAGAACUAUUUGUUCCAAGCCAUAGAUCGGUCAAUAUUGGAGACCAUUCUGAAGAAGGAUACCGCGAAGGAUAUAUGGGACUCCUUGAAACAGAAGUAUCAAGGAACUGCACGUGUCAAACGUGCUCAAUUGCAGGCUCUUCGCAAGGAGUUUGAGGUACUGCACAUGAAGAAUGGAGAAACAGUCAAUGACUAUUUUGGGAGAACACUUACCAUAGCCAACAAGAUGAGAACUCAAGGGGAGAAGAUGGAUGAUGUGGUGAUCAUUGAGAAAAUUUUGAGGUCCAUGACUUCGAAAUUCGAUUAUGUUGUCUGUUCGAUUGAGGAAUCUAAUGACCUGGACAUCCUAUCUAUAGAUGAACUCCCAGAGUAG